Messenger RNA from Conger conger (European conger), 2751 nucleotides. Its product is annotated as growth factor receptor-bound protein 2-like. The transcript is spliced from 10 exons. The coding region runs from base 448 to 1326 and encodes 292 amino acids. The record is from RefSeq and is a predicted model, not a curated record. Gene Ontology annotation, molecular function: protein binding. NCBI's taxonomy places the organism in Eukaryota, Metazoa, Chordata, Actinopteri, Anguilliformes, Congridae.
AGAGAUACUGUACUGUAUCUCAAAUUUGUUGCUCAACUAAUUUAUGACUGCGGCCGACGCAGCCAGUCGGAUGUGAAACUUGAAGCGAAAGUAAUCGCUUUUAGAUUUCUCCUAAUUCAUUGGUCGAGGAGCUGUCCCAGUUUUCUUUUCAUGGCUUGGAAAAGUAUAGAUUUCAUCUUCAGCCUGGACAGUUUUUCGAGAAUCGUAAAACCCUAAGAAUCGUUUCCCCGUGGUUCCGCAUGUGGAAAACAUAAAUCAGGACAGAAGACCACACCCAGGCCAUCCGAAACCUGUACAUCCUGACAGGUGGAGUAGUGGAUGCUGGGAGUCUGUACCGGGCGGUGGACUGUCUCCAGGUGUGUGACCCCAGGAGUAACAGGGGUGGACUGUCCCCCAGGCGUGUGACCCAAGUGAUCCUGCUUAGAGCCUCUCACCCCGUCCGUCACCAUGGAAGCCGUCGGGAAAUACGAUUUCGCCGCCGCGGCCGAGGACGAGCUCAGCUUCCGAAAGGGAGACGUUCUGAAGAUCAUAAGCACUGAGGAUAACUGGUACAAGGCAGAGUUCCAUGGACAUGAAGGCUUUGUUCCCACCAACUACAUCGAGAGAAACAUUCCCAGCUGGUUCCAGGAGAACUGCAGCCGGGGUUCAGCAGAGGAGACUCUGAUGUCGUGUGAGGUGGGGGCCUUCUUGAUCCGCGGCAGCCAGAGCUCCCCUGGGGACUUCUCCAUCUCCGUCAGGCACGAGUGCGAUGUGCAGCACUUCAAAGUCAUGAUGGACCACAAGGGCCAGUACUUCCUGUGGACGGAGAAGUUCAGCUCCCUCAACAAGCUGGUGGAGUACUACAAGCGCACCUCCAUCUCGCGACAGAGGCAGAUCUUCCUGCAGGACCGGAGCUGGGACCCCAUGGCCCCGGCCGUGUCCAUGACCGGAGGGCCCCCGCCGCAGGCAAAGAGAGGAAGUCUCCCGGAGGAAAGAAGCUCCCCCAACCCCGCAGCCCACCGGAGGGCCUCAGACCUGCCGCCCUCCACACAGUAUAAGAGAAGCAGCCUGGAUGACAGAGUUCACACCCUGGGCAGCAUGGGAACGGCCAGUCCUCCCACCUUUGUCCAGACCCCACGACGGCCCUCCGACAACACGCCUUUCGGACAGAGGCCAGCCCUGCAGGUGAGGGCUCUGUACAGCUUCACGGCAGAGGAGAGCGAUGAGCUGGGCUUCAGCGCCGGCGAGGUCAUCGACGUGGUGGACCACUCCGACUCCACCUGGUGGAAGGGGAGGCUGAGGGGCAAGAUCGGCCUCUUUCCCACCAACUACACCACGCCCAUAUGACACCACCAACUACACCACCCCCACGUGACACCACCAACUACACCACCCCCACAUGACACCACCCAGUACACCACCCCCAUAUGACACCACCACGUACACCACCCCCAUAUGACACCACCACGUACACCACCCCCACAUGACACCACCCAGUACACCACCCCCAUAUGACACCACCACGUACACCACGCCCAUAUGACACCACCAACUACACCACCCCCAUAUGACACCACCAACUACACCAUGUCCAUGACUGCACGCCCGCAUGACACCACUCCCAUAUGACGCCACGCCCACAUGACACCACGCCCAUAUGACACCACCAACUACACCACCCCCACGUGACACCACCAACUACACCACCCCCAUAUGACACCACCAAGUACACCACCCCCACAUGACACCACCCAGUACACCACCCCCAUAUGACACCACCACGUACACCACGCCCAUAUGACACCACCAACUACACCACCCCCAUAUGACACCACCCAGUACACCACCCCCAUUUGACACCACCCAGUACACCACGCCCAUAUGACACCACCAACUACACCAUGUCCAUGACUGCACGCCCGCAUGACACCACUCCCAUAUGACACCACUCCCACCAACUAAGCCACUGGUCCACUAGCAGCCUAACUCAGGGAUGCAGUAUAAUCCAGUGAAAACGUAUAGUGUGUGAGAUGUUUGUUUUUAAACUUGGCUAAAGGCUAAAUGAUAAAACUCAGUGUAAAAGAUGAUAAAUUAAAGUAAAUGGAGGUAUGAUUUUAAUGAGUGUAAUAAUGAUGGCAUGCUAUGUGGCUUCUGUAAAACAGACCACAUUCCCGGAAACAAAGAGGUAACCUGUCCAUCAAGUGCAGAUAGAAUGAUGACAGCGGAAAACGCCGCCAAACGCCGCUUGGUGGUUGGAAUGUGAUGGAAAAUUGUUUUUGCCCUGUCAUAAUAUAUAUUUAAGGUACCAGUUCAGCCCAGUAGUUGUGUACUUACCCACUAAGUACUAGGUAACUAACGGGCUGUUUAAAAAAAAAAGAUAAUAAUAAUAAAUAAAAACUUUCAAAGCAUUAGAGAUUAUUCUAUAAAUCAGCGAUUUGAUAUCAAUUAUUAAUGGUGAGAUGCACGAUCCAAGAUACAUGAUACAGGUUAAUAUAUGCAAUAACAUAAAAAAGAGGAAGAAAAACUAACUAAAGCUAUGCUAACUACAGUUUAACAUUUUUCAUAGCUGCUGAUGCUUUCGCUAAAUUUAUAUUUGAUACGGAUAUGAUAAACGUCAUUUACCUGGAUACCUUGGUUUUAUUUGUUUCUGAAACAUGCCCAUCGUGCUACUAGUCUGUUUCUAUGGACAUAGGCAUGUUGUAAUGAACCGUAUUAUUUUCCUAAUAAACUACAUAAUGUAUAAGAAUAAAAUUAAAGUAUUUUUCUGAAAAA